GCCUCUCCUCCGAGCAGCUGCUGGUUUGAUUCCUUUCCGUGUCCACAGUUUCUUCCCGGGAGUCCCUCCGUCGUCCUCAUGAACACCCUGAACCAGCAGUACGAGGAGAAGGUGCGUCCCUGCAUCGACCUCAUCGACUCUCCGCCUCUGGGGGUGGAGAAGGACUUGGCGCUGCCUGCUAUCGCCGUGAUCGGAGACCAAAGCUCGGGGAAGAGCUCCGUGUUGGAGGCGCUGUCCGGGGUGGCUCUGCCGCGAGGCAGCGGCAUCGUGACGAGAUGUCCUCUGGAACUGAAGAUGAAGAGAAGGAGAGAAGGAGAGGACUGGUACGGGAAGAUAAGCUACCAGAACCUUGAAAUAGAGAUAGAAGACCCUGCAGAUGUGGACGACAUGAUUAGAGAAGCUCAGAAUGCAAUGGCCGGGGUGGGGGAUGGGAUCAGUGAUGACCUCAUCAGUCUGGAGAUCGCCUCUCCUGAUGUUCCAGACCUGACGCUCAUUGACCUGCCCGGCAUCACCAGGGUGGCUGUAAAGGGACAACCGGAGGACAUUGGAGACCAGAUAAAGAGACUGAUCCAGAAGAUUAUAAAAAAACAAGAGACCAUCAGCUUGGUGGUGGUUCCAUCCAACGUGGACAUAGCGACCACGGAGGCUCUGAAGAUGGCUCGGGAGGUGGAUCCUCAUGGAGACCGGACUUUGGGCGUCUUGACCAAGCCCGACCUGGUGGACAAAGGCACGGAAGAGUCUGUGGUUGAAAUCGUCCGCAACGAGGUCAUCCACCUGAAGAAGGGCUACAUGAUCGUCAGGUGCCGGGGUCAGAAGGAGAUCACGGAGAGGGUGUCUCUUCCAGAAGCAACGAGAAGGGAAAAGGACUUCUUCAACGAUCAUGCUCAUUUCAAGAUUCUCUACAAGGAAAACCUCGCUACUGUUCCUAAACUGGCGGAAAAGCUCACCCUGGAGUUGGUGCAUCACAUCAAGAGGUCUCUGCCUCAACUGGAAGUCCAGAUACAGAAUAAACUGACGGAGAUUCAGGCGAAGCUGGACCGCUGUGGCGUUGGACCCCCAGCCGACGCAGCGGAGGAACUGGGUUUCCUCAUCGAUACGGUGGCAGCGUUUACAAAGGACGCCAUCAGCCUCACCACAGGGGAAGAAAUCAAAAUCGGAGGCAGGGUCAACAUCUUUGCCACGCUCAGAGAACGGUUUGCGGCUUGGGAAAAGAUCAUCGAGGACAACGGAAUACAAUUCAACCUGAACAUCGAGAAGGAGGUGAGUGAGUAUGAACGGAGGUACCGCGGAAGAGAACUGCCGGGGUUCAUAAACUACAAGACCUUUGAGGACAUGGUGAAGGAGCAGAUCAGACAGCUGGAGGGGCCCGCCAUCCUGAAACUCAAGGAAGUGGCAGACGUUGUGGCCAAAGAGCUGUCGAAGUUGGCUGAGAGCAGCUUGGUUGGAUUUCCUAACCUCAUCAAAACAGCCCAGAUGAAGAUUGAAGCCAUCAGAAAGGAGAAGGAGAUCGCAGCAGAGUCCAUGCUGAGGACUCAGUUUAAGAUGGAGCUUCUUGUUUACACUCAGGACAGCACGUACAGCAAGAAGUUAGGGAAGAGGAAGAGGGAAGAGAUGCAGAAUUUUGUCGGAUUGACUUCUCUUCCAAAUGGAGUCGGAUUGACUUCUCCUUCAUACAAUCGAAGCACUUUGAGCAAUGACAGCGGGGGCACCCUGAGAGAGAUGGUCAAACACCUGAAGACCUACUACAAAAUCGCCGGCCGGCGCCUCGCCGACCAGAUCCCGCUGGUGAUCCGCUACCAGGUGCUGCAGCAGUCUGUCAACCAGCUGCAGAGGGAGAUGCUGCAGUUGUUUCAAGACAAGAAGAUAACAGAGUGUCUCCUUCAAGAGGACCCUGGCAUAAAGAACCAGAGAAUCCACCUUCAGACUCGCCUCAAGCGGCUGUCAGCGGCACGCAAUCUGUUGACUGAAUUCAGUUUGAACACGUACAACUUCAACAAAGGCCGAAAGACAGAUCCCAACGCAGGAAAGAACACAACAGCACAGCCACUCCCCCCCACACACAUCCCUGAGUGUAAAACGGCAAAAAAAAAAAAGUUUUAGGUUUAAUUGUGAGCGCCACAUGGUUCAUCGCCAUGACACCGUAGAUCUAAAGUGAAAUAAAGUGUACAUAGUGACAGGUCAAACACAACAUUGAAGUAAUAUUCUAUAAAUCGCUUUCUAACAGAAAGGAGAGAAUAAACAUAGAACUAUAUUUCAGUUUUUUUGCCUCCAACAUUCAGGAGGUUUAUCCAGAUGUAGUUUAUAAACGUAGAACCUUUUUCUAUUGCGUCGCAUUCCUUCGUUUCUUUGUCAGCAAGAGGUCCUCAAACGCCUCGUGAAGGCCUGCACAUGCCUGGUAGACCUCUAGAGCUCUGAUGUCUCUGAUGUGGGCCUUGAUACAGUUAAUCUGCAUGUAUGACAUGCCUUUUGUAAUAAAAACAUUCUGAAAAUCACAAUGUUCAUUUUAAUGUCAUAUGUACUCAGUGAAUUUAUGACAAUGAGAAAUAUGUUUUUUUCUCUUAUAUAUAUUUUUAUAUAUAUAUAUGUAUAUAUAUAUAACUAUAUUUAUCUCAAAAUAUAUACAUUUAAAUAUAUAUAUUUAAACAAAUAUAAAAUUAUAGAAAUAAAUAUAAAAUGAUAUAUAUAUUUAAAAAAGAAAAAAACCCACAUAUAUAUAUAGUAUAUAUAUUUAUAUAUAUACAUGUCCCAGCUGAACUCAAACUAGGGAUGUUGUGGUCCAAGGUCAGGCACACCCUGCUCUCUUUCAUUUCUUAACCAAAUGAUGAGACUUCCAUAUCCCAUUUCACAAUGGAGACGUGCUCACAGUUCAGUGUUUUUGUCAAUCACAUUAAUUCAUGUUGUCUUACUGAAACUUGGCUGAGUGAUGACGAAUGUGUAAGCCUAAAUGAAUCAACUCCUCAAAGUCAUAUUAAUAAACACAUCCCUCAAGGCUUUUUCGUGAUAUCUCCUGCCUCUGUGGCCCCGCCUCCUGCCUCUGUGGCCUGCUGAUGCCCCCACUCCUCACUUCCUGCUUCUGUCUCAUGGAUUGUGGAGGUCUCAUGUGGGACCAUGCCUACUAAUAAUUAUUCAUACAUUUCUGUCAUACUCAUUGAAUGCGUUUUAACUCUGUAAUGCUGUUCAUCUGUACACAUGAUAUCUAUUGCUUCAGUCCAUCCAGGGAGAGGGAUCCUCCUGUCGCUCUGCUGAAGGUUUCUUCACUUUUUUCCCAGUGAAAGGGUUUUUUCUAUUUUUGGGGGAGUUUUUCUUUGACUGAUCCGAUGUGAGGUCAAAGGUCAGGGAUGUCGUAUGUGUACAAAUUGUAAAGCCCUCGGAGGCAGAUGUGGGCUAUACAAAAUAAACUGAAUUAAAUUUAAA
Pseudoliparis swirei is the source of this 3414-nucleotide messenger RNA. RefSeq names its product interferon-induced GTP-binding protein Mx-like. The coding region runs from base 79 to 2100 and encodes 673 amino acids. The transcript has 12 exons. NCBI's taxonomy places the organism in Eukaryota, Metazoa, Chordata, Actinopteri, Perciformes, Liparidae. Gene Ontology annotation, cellular component: nucleus; microtubule; cytoplasm. Gene Ontology annotation, molecular function: microtubule binding; GTP binding; GTPase activity. Gene Ontology annotation, biological process: defense response to virus. The record is from RefSeq and is a predicted model, not a curated record.